AUGAUUGGCAGCUGGCAAGGACCAAUCCCCGGCCACUUGGCGGUUUUUAACAGCAGCGGAGGCGGAGGUGCCCUGUCGGGACCACCUGUGGCUGCGCACCGCUCCACCGCACCCUCACAGCGGACCCGACUCCGGGACCGUCUCUCCGCUCCCAACAUGUUUCGCUGGGCUUCAUGGCUCCUUGUCUUCAUCGCGGCUCUUUCAUCUUGCGAAGGAAGGACAACAGAGCAGCAAACAACUGUUACUGACACAACCCAAACACCAAGCUCUGACAGGACCAAAGGGGAAACCACUAGCAUGAUGCUCGGGACGCACGCACCCUCAUCUACAAGCAGAGAUUCAGAAGUAUCUACUUCAGAGAUGACGACCACCAUGAAUGAAGGGACAACAGCAACCCAGGCCUGGACCACCACAGCUGAGGGCAGCACAGUAAGGGGAGCAAUCAUGGAUGGGUCAACUCUCAUUACGCAACAAACGCGCAACCCCGACACAACAGCUACAGCCACCUCUCAGACCAGACAAACUGAAAUCACACAAAACAUUGACAACACAGCUUCAAUUACAGCUCAGCUUCCAACAAGUGGAUUCAAAUCAACUGGAGUGAUGACCAGCAUACCACAGAUUCCAACAACACCUAAGGGCGACAUCAGAACUGCCACAAUUACAGAGACCACUGACCACAGCAGUGACAAAACCCUGAUCACACAAACCGCUGACUACAAUAGUGUCACAACCACAGUUGCACCAACCACUGACCAUAACAGUGAGACAACCACAGUUGCACCAACCACAGACCACAAUAGUGAGACAACCACAGUUGCACCAACCACUGACGAUAGCAGUGAGACAACCACAGUUGCACCAACCACUGACCAUAGCAGUGAGACAACCACAGUUGCACCAACCAAGGGCCACAAUAGUGAGACAACCACAGUUGCACCAACCACUGACCACCAUAGUGAAACAACCUCGCUAGCACCAACCACUGACCACAGUAGUGAGACAACCACAGUCGCACCAACCACUGACCACAAUAGUGACACAACCACAGUCACACCAACCAAUGAACACAUUAGUGAUGCAACCACAGUUGCACCAACCACUGACCACAAUAGUGAGACAACCUCAAAUGCACCUACCACUGACCACAAUAGUGAUGCAACCACAAUUGCACCAACCACUGACCACAAUAGUGAUGCAACCACAGUCGCACCAACCACUGACCACAGUAGUGAUGCAACUACAGUUGCACCAACCACUGACCACAAUAGUGACACAACCACAGUCAAACCAACCACCGACCACAACAGUGACACAACCAGUGACUACAGCAGCGACACAACCACAAUAACGCCUACCUCUGAAUUCAGCGACUCAACCACACUCACGAACACCACUGACCUUGGGAGUGACACCACCACAAUCACAGCGACCACUGACCAUGACAACAACCAAACCUCAAAUAGAGCAACUACUGGGCACAACAGCCCCACAACCCUGGACACAGCAACUAGUGGAGAUGUUAUCUCUGCAUUUGCACCGACAGAACAUGACAUAACCUCAAUUUCAGACACAUCUCAGCUAAACAACACAAUUAUUCCCACGACACACAUGUCCGCAAUUGCUACAGCCUACACAUUCCUCACCAGUGGUCCAGCAUCAACUGCCGGGUCGCCAACAUCAAACUCUCCAGCAUCCACCUUCACAACAGCCACCUUCAGCGAUGCCACUAUCUUAACACCCACCCCACCUACAACCAUUGUGAAUGAACGUCCAGUCAUAGUUUGCCCAGCGGCGCAGUGUCCGCUGGAAUCCAUCUGUGUGAAUGGGACCUGCCAGUGUCUCGCUGGUCACUACCUGCUCGUCAACGCGUGUGUGCGAGCCCAAGUGUUUCCUGGUCAGCUUCAUCUCACUUCCUUGCAGUUUCACCAAGAAAUGUCCAACAGAUCAUCGAGCCGCUUCCGAGAGACCGCAGCAAGUAUUUCAGCGGAGCUCAGAAAGGCUCUGAAAAGUCAGGCUGGAUACAUAAGAAGUGAUGUUGCUCAGCUCCAACCAGGUAGUGUGUUGGCAUCCGUGAACAACAUCUUUGAGAACACAGAAGCAUCUCAAGAGUCGGUGGAGCAGUCCAUUCAUGCAGCUAUAGCUCGGAGCCAAGGAGGACUGUUGUUAAAUGCUGCAUAUAAUGUCACAGACCUGUGUCAGCAGCAACCAAUGCCCUGUGACCCCCUCACCACCAAAUGCCUGGUCAGAAGUGGGUUGGCUUUAUGCACCUGUAAAGAAGGCUACAUCUCCAUCCUGUACUCAAACAUCAGCUGCGCAGCGUGUCCCAGCGGGCAGAUGGCUGUGAGAGACAAGUGCGAACCGUGUGCUUUUGGACGAGCUGGUUUCAACUGCGAUGACACGUCUCUGAUGGCCGUGGUGGUGGUCUCCUGCGUCCUGGGUGGAGUCCUCAUCUUACUCCUGGCUCUCAUCGUAUGUAGCUGCAGGUCGCGCUCCGACAGUCAGUCAGACAUCGGUCUGAGCCCGUACCCCACUGGAGAUCUGAGCAAGCCCUGGCCCACCGGCGUGACCCCCAUCCCGCGGGCCACAACGAAGUGGGACGGAGCCGCGUCGAUCGAGAUGGCAGAAGGAGGCAGCAGCUUCGGGGUCAAGAAGCAGACCAACGGUCUGUCAGGGUCAUAUGACCUCCAUGAAGAGGGAAUGAAGACAUUCAAAGGUAAAAAUACUUCCCGGUAUUCCUACCUGGUUCAAGGCCACGAGAAUCCCUACUUCCUUCCGGGAGACGAGAGGAAGGAGUGAAGACGGCGGAUCCUGCGACCAAUGGAGGAGCUUCAGAGCAACUUUUGUUUAUUCUUUAAAACAAAACUGGACAGCCAUGAAGGCACGUCGCCAGAUUUGAAUCCUUGCAGGCAUCUAGUUCUUCGAGAAAAAAAUGAAAAAUCACGAAUCACUGCAUCUUUUUUAAUGCUGAUUACAACCAGCAGAUGUCGCUGGUGCUGCGUAUUGUCUCCAUAUUUAUGUGUCUUGUACAUUUCGCUGAAUAUUUCAUGGUGAUUUUUGUUAUUUCCAUUUCGAUUUCUAAUAACUUGUGCUUCUGAAAGCGCGUGACUGAAAUGUAUUUUAGAAGUCUCAAUCCGAGCAGGGGCUGGAUCCCCGGUGGAGGGUUUCAAACUGCUGACCUCUGAGUACGCAGAGCUGGUGGUGAAGUCCUGGAUGAUGUGCCAAUAAUCGCUUGUAUCUAUGUUCAUGAGAAAGUGCACUAUUUUAUAAAACACGUUUGCAAAUGUUGGAAGAUGCUUGGAAUAUGUGGAAAAUAAACUAAUUUAAA
Synchiropus splendidus (mandarinfish) is the source of this 3328-nucleotide messenger RNA. RefSeq names its product mucin-5AC. Lineage: Eukaryota; Metazoa; Chordata; Actinopteri; Syngnathiformes; Callionymidae. The transcript has 13 exons. The record is from RefSeq and is a predicted model, not a curated record. The coding region runs from base 1 to 2799 and encodes 932 amino acids. Gene Ontology annotation, biological process: cell-cell junction assembly.